CACUCUAUCUCCUUCUUUGGGUUUUAUCCUUCGCUCCUCGGCCCCUUUUGUUUAGUCUGCUGCCAUAAGGAGGAAGUUUUGCGAACCCAGAAACUAAACCAGAUCUGUCAACUGAUACAGAAAGCGAGUUUUAGCGGGGGAGAAAGCUCGGGUCUUUUUUGUUUUGCUUAAAAAUGGAUAAAACCUGCCACUCUUCUGGUGUUUCUACUACCAGCAACACCACCGGUAGCAGCGGUAGCCCCAACGUUAACAAUAUUGGCAAUCGAGAUCAUUACCUUAAACAUCUCAACAAGCUUUCUCACAAGAUCUCCAAACCCUCCACCAACGCUCCUCCUAUCAUCAAAAAGGCUUCCUUUGACCACACCCAAGCUGUGCCUCCACAGCAGCAACCUCAAUCCUCCGAGCCUCAUCCCCAUAAUCCGAACCAAAGCGGUCUCCAGGCUCAACAACACCAGCCACCGGUUUACAACAUCAACAAGAACGACUUCAGGGAUGUCGUACAGAAGCUCACCGGUUCACCGGCUCACGAGCGGUUCUCUGCUCCUCCACCAAUCCACCAACCAAAGCCACAAAGCUCUCGGCUCCAGAGGAUCCGACCACCUCCAUUGGCGCACGUUACCAAUCGCCCUGCGCCUCCCAUGAUUAAUUGCGCCGUCCCCAACAUGAACCCUCUCGGUUGCUCUCAGCGUACCCUUCCUAUCAGUGGUCCCGUUGGUCAUAGCUUUGUUCAAAGGCCGCCGGUUGGGGCGCCUCUUUCGCCGCUCCCUCCAUUUCCGGCUGUGCACGCGGCUGCCGAAUCGCCGGUCUCCGCCUAUUUGCGAUACUUCCAAAGCUCCGAGUCCUCCACUGUUGAUUCCAUUCCAAAGCAAUUCUCGGGAUUCCCACCAUUGGCCGAACUCAUCUCUCCCCGUUGGAACAACUUAAUAGUUCCACAACAGCAACAGCAGCAGCAACCGCCGCCGCCGCCUCAACAGCCACAUCAUCAUCAACAACAACCGCCACAGGUAUCAUCAACUGGGAUAAGCCAGUCACAGCUAUCGUCGUCACCACUACCAUUCGGGUUCCUGAAUUCUCCUCGGUCACCAUAUCCAUUACUUUCCCCAAGUUUUAUAUUUUCUCCAAAUUCGGGUCAAUUAGGAUUCCCACUGUCACCAACGGUGCCAGUGCCGAGUCCAAAAGGGGGAGGCCUUUGAUAAAUUUUAAGUUCAGGUAUGCCUUCAAAGAUGGAAAAAUUGCGGCUUUAGGGAUUUUUUGUACAUGGUUAGGUUGGUGGGGAAUUUUAUUCAAUUACCAGUGGUUGGAUGAAGAAAGAAAAUUUUCUCGCCCUGGUCAGAAUUUAAAAGUUUUUUCCUCUUCAUUUACAAAGUUCAAAUUAUGUUCUUUUGUUUUUG
This is a messenger RNA of Hibiscus syriacus, 1391 nucleotides long. Its product is annotated as VQ motif-containing protein 9-like. The transcript has a single exon. Lineage: Eukaryota; Viridiplantae; Streptophyta; Magnoliopsida; Malvales; Malvaceae. The coding region runs from base 174 to 1193 and encodes 339 amino acids. The record is from RefSeq and is a predicted model, not a curated record.